Messenger RNA from Dictyostelium purpureum, 2139 nucleotides. RefSeq lists its product as uncharacterized. NCBI's taxonomy places the organism in Eukaryota, Evosea, Eumycetozoa, Dictyosteliales, Dictyosteliaceae. Gene Ontology annotation, cellular component: membrane. The transcript is spliced from 2 exons. Bases 578 to 2047 code for a protein of 489 amino acids. The record is from RefSeq and is a predicted model, not a curated record.
GGGUUUUUUUGAUAUUAUAUUUGUCUCUGUUUUUGGUAUUUUUUAAAUUUUUUUCAUUAUUCAUUUCAAAUAAUAAUUUUAUAAUAAUUUAUUGCUUCUUUAUAUAUUUUUUAUUCUAUAUUUUUAUUUAUACAAUAGUGUUUUUAUAUUUUAUUGUAUAUUAAUAUUUCAUUUAUUUAUUUAUUUAUUCACUUAUUUAUUUAUUUUUUAAAGAACUAUAUUGUUUUUAUUGUUGUGUGUGUGUAUUGUUUAUUUUUUUUAAAUUAAUAUAAUAAAAAAUCAAAUAUUAAUUCCCAAUCAUUUUUUAAAAUUUAAUAAAAAUAAUCAAUCAAUCAAUCAAUCAUUUAAUAAAUAAUUUUUUAAUCAAUAGUUAUUUAAUUUAUCAUUAAAUUAAAUCUUAUUUUGAAAUCAUUUAUCUAAAUAAUCAUUUACCAAAUAAUAAUAACAAAAAAUAGAAAUAUAUAUUAUAAUUUUAAAAACUAAAAGAUUAAAUUUAUUUUAGAUUAAUUUUAUAUUAUUAAAGUUGUUUUUAUUUUUUACAAAUCUAAAUUAUAAUAUAAAUCAUUUUAGUUAAAAAAUGAUUAAUAUUAAAUCAGUUUUAUAUUCAUCUUUAUUUUUUUCAUUAGCUUCGGCUGAUUUCACAUCAUUCAUAACACCAAGUAAUUUAAAUAGAUAUAAUUUAAAAAGAGAAAAGGUAGAACCAGUAUUUGAUUUGGAUAAUAGGGAUUAUGUUGAGUCAUUAGUAGUUUUAAGUUUUCCAGGGGUUUUAUUAAGCAUCUUUAUAAUUGUAUUGGGCUUGGUUGUGUUAUUUUUAAGAAAUUGUAUUAGUAUAAAAAAGAAAUCAUCAAAAGAAAAACAAGAAGAAAAAGAUGUUAAAACAUUAGGUGCAGAUUUUGAUACCUCAUCAAUUAUUUCAGAUUACCAACCAUCAAAAACAGUUUCAUCCAAAUGGCAUUUCAAGAUCGUAAAGUUCUUUGUAUUUAUAAUUAUUAUUACAACUAUAGUUGGUGUUAUUUUAGGUUUAACUUCAAACUCUACAGCAUCAAAAGAUUUGAAUGGAUUUUUCUCAAAUAUGGAAUUAAAUGCAAAAAAUGCUAAAAAAACAGGUGCCAAUUUAGUUCAUGCUUUAGCUGGUAAAACUGAUGUAUCCAAAACCGUAGUAAAGAAUUUAAAACCAUUGUUAGACGAGCUCAAUAAUAUGACCAUCAGCACCCAUCAAGCUAAAGUCGAAGAAACCAAUCUUAAUCUUCUCAGACAAUCAAUUUCAAUUAUGGGUUAUGUAGUUGCAAUCAUUACUUGUGCCUGGGGUAUUUUUGGUGUUGCUAAUGGAAAAUCAUGGACAUUCAUGUUACUUUGUUAUUUAAGUUUGUUAUCAAUUUCAAUUACUCUUUUAUCAAUGGGUCUCCACAUUCCAUUAUCAGCAGCUUCUUCAGAUUUAUGUAAUUCAUUAGAAGAUUAUCUUGAUACCGGUAUCUCACCACCAUGGAUGAAAAAAUGGAUCGAUUGCGAACCAUCACCAGCCAUUAAUAAAGUCGUAACCUACUCUCAAACUGAACUUGACAAAUUAGUUAAAAUGAUCAAUUUAUUCUCUGUAGCCUACACCAAGAAAUCAUACACUGUUGAAAAUAUCAAAACUUUAAAAUUAGACGAAUUAAGAGCUAUCAUUCCAAUUGAUCAAGUACCCCUCUUUGACUCUAAAUUUGACCAAAUUACCAUUCCAGCCAUUCUCUCAGUCCCAAGAUUAGAAAAUAUUGCAGAAUGCAAAUUUGUUAAAGAUUACUUCAACUAUACCAAAAACAAUUAUUGUGAUGAAAUUAUUGAUGGUGUCAAUAAAAUUGUCAUUUCAGAAAUUUUAAUUUCAGUCAUUUGGAUUCCAGGUUUUAUUUUUGCAGUAAUUUAUUCAAAAGAUGGAACAAUUAAUAAUGAAAGCAAUAGCAAUAGUAAUAAUAAUCAAAAUAAUCAUAACAACGAAGAAGGUGAUGAAGAAGAAGAAGUUAGAGGUCCUAAUAAUAAUAUCAAUAAUAAUAUUCAAAAUAAUAAUAAUUAAUUCUUUUUAUUAUUUUAAUUAUCGAAAUUAUUUAUUAAUAUAUAAUUCAUUUAUAUAAUCAUUAAAAAAAAAAAAGAAAAAAAGAAAUUUAG